AUAAUAGAUAUAUUUGAACGGAGAGCGUCCGACAAUAUAAGGGGACACAUUAUUACGUCUGUCCGUUCCAUAAUAUUUAUUAAAAAAAAAUCAAAAUUAAAUAAAUUGGACGCAUAAGUCAACUGAUUAAACCUCAAUGCUCAAAAAGUCAAAAGAAUGGUUCUGGCUCUGAUCGUGCCACGUGUCCAACCUUAAAACAUUUUUUAAUUUUUUUUUUAAUUUAUUUAGAAUUUUGGUUUGUUUAUUUAUGAUUACGAAGGAAAGAAAACCAAACGAGGAAUAUCUCGUUUCAAUCAACGCUGGAAAGCGACAAAACCUAAAAAUGGGAUAUUUCGGUGCGGCGGCGGCGGCGGCGGAGGAGGUGGAGGUGGAGAGUUGCGGUGGUGGUGGUGGCGACGACGAAGCUAAACGGAAACUCGACCACUAUGUCAUAGAGCUUCACGACGGAGCACCGGCGGAAAUUUUAGAGCAUGCAAACUCAAACAACAAUUGCUCUCUCUCCGCUGCCGAGAUGGAGUCUCUCGCCGCUCUCUGUGACACAUUCUUGCCGUCGGUUGUCAACACCGCCGACGGAUCCGCCGCUAUGUUCUUUGAAACCUCCGCCUCCGCCGCCGGAACUCCCGAAAAGGUAAAUAAAUAAAUCUCUACUCUUAUCAUUCAAUUUCUUGAAACCGCUUUUUUACGAAGAUGCAUGCAUGUGCAAAUAAACAUGUCCAAAAAAAUUAUUUUUAUAUAUACACUUCAAAAAAGAAAAAAAAUAAUAAAAAUAAAAUAUUGUGUUUCUCAAACAUGGUGGCAUAAAUCUCAUUUCUAAUUAUUGUUACAAAAAUCAUCAUUUUUUUUCUUCUCAGGAAAAAGAUAGUUAUGUUUUCCAUUUAGUGUAAACGGCCCGAACUACACCGCUAGUAAAUAUUGCUCUCUUUAAACUUUUCCUUCUAGGGUCUCAAAAUUUUAAAACAAGUCCCAAAGAGAGCACUUAUAAAAAUGUUCCGUUCCCCUCAGCUUUCUCUUUCGGGCCUCCCCUCAAAGUUUUAAAAUACGUUUGCUAGGGAGAGGUUUCUACA
Molecule: messenger RNA, 1064 nt
Organism: Cucurbita pepo subsp. pepo (vegetable marrow)
Lineage: Eukaryota; Viridiplantae; Streptophyta; Magnoliopsida; Cucurbitales; Cucurbitaceae
Source: RefSeq, a predicted model, not a curated record